Molecule: messenger RNA, 1854 nt
Organism: [Torrubiella] hemipterigena
Lineage: Eukaryota; Fungi; Ascomycota; Sordariomycetes; Hypocreales; Clavicipitaceae
Source: the annotation of a GenBank genome assembly
AUGACGAAGAAGGUAGCCCCAAACACAUCCAACUCGGACCCUUCACCGACCUGGAGCAAUGUCACUACGCCUGGUGAGCGCAGGUCUCCCGCCCCGAUAGCCGCUCAGCCCUUUCUCUUGACGGAAGCCACCUUUUCCAGCCCAGCAUAUAGUGCUAGUCUAUUACACAGUGAAAACGAGCUUCACAACAGCAGAGUCAACGCACUGUGUCGUGUGUUGAGGCAGCUCUGCGAUGAGCCUAGCCGACAGCGUCUCAAGACCAUGGUUGAGAACUAUUUUCAGCGCAGCAAGGCUACGACCUCGCCCAAGACACUCCUGAUUCCAGCCAUGCACAGCAUCGAUGUCAUGAUGGAGAAGGUGUCCUACGAAAACCAAGAGGCGGACUUGGUGAAGCUGAGCAAUGAAAUCAUUGCCCUCACUAGCCAGCCCAUCGAGAUUGACCAGCUCACCACACCGCAGGCGUUUAUUGAAAUGUUUGCUGGCGAUGUGGUGAGGCUUGAAUAUCUGGGAGACUUGUUCGCCAUUGCCGCGUGGUCGGAGCGCUUAGACCUAGAUGACGCCGAAGGGCGCAAAGCGAUGCUGGAGAAUAUGCUCUGGUGCUCGGGCACAUGUCUGACUAUUUGCCGCGCCGUAACCAAGCUAAACGAUUUGUUAAUUUGGUUGGGCCAUACGCACUAUAUGCUAGUUGCCACAGUCAAGGGCCACGCCUACGAAGAAUCAUGGAAGGCUCUAGGGGACCUCAUUUCAGACGUCAUUGUCUUUGGCAUGCACGACGACAAACUUAUUGUCAAAGACACCCCCUUCUUCAUCCAGCAAUGGCGUCGUAAAAUAUUCCACAGCAUCUACAGCAAAGACAAAUUCCUCGCUACAGUCUUUGAUCGCCCCCCGCGCCUGCUGAAGCGCUACUCGGGCGUCAUUUUACCGUUGGAUCUGCCAGACGAGGAUAUUCUGCAAAACGACGAAGACGUAGCUAAAACUAGAGUCACGCCGGAAGGGUGGAAUCUGGCUGGCGUGCGCAGCGGCAGUAGCUGGGUGCGUGUCCGCUCGCACAUAGCUGAGAUGCUGGAGCUUGUGCACGAACACCGGUACCGCGCCGUAACUGACGAGAACCUAGCAAGACUAAAGAAGGCAUCAGAACGUAACUGGAAGACGUGGGGGACAAUUCCAGGAACUCUGCGCUACGAUCCGACGUGCUGGGUAGAAAACUCAGACUCCCAAGAAUGCUUUAUGCUGACAAACGUCUACUUGACGUUUUUACACUGCGACUUUCUCAUAUGGCGGACGCUGAGCAAGCACGCCCCCGAGUCGCAGAUGCAGCUGCUCCAGACAUCAAGCCAUAUUUUAUCGCUAGUACAGGAGCUGGGAUCAUUUCGACGGAGAGGCAUAUCGUUUCAUGUGCGAUUUGCCCAUGUGAUGCUCUGGGAUGGCUUGUCGCCAGCCAUUGCACUAGCCCAGGCAGCACAAACCAUAGCCCGCAAGGGCAGUGCGGCAGUUAACCUGCCGGCGGGGCUCGACCGUGCACGCCUUGUGCGGCUGUUGUCCGUAUUUGUGUCGGAGCUGGAAAGCAUUACGGGCCCCAACGAGCCCAACUUUGACAUGUGUGAGCGGGCGGGCGUGGCUAUUUCACGGACCCUCGAUGAGCUGCUGAAUGCGCCGCCGACAAUAACGACGCCGAAUACGUACACUGAGCCUGCACCCAUUCCUGAUCCGGGGCCUAUCGUGCUUAUGCCCGACUUCAUGACGCCUGAUGGGCUGCACGGCGAUGUCUGGGAGGGCCUGGACAUGUCGACGUGGGCGGGCAUGUUUGACUGGACAACCAUGUAUGAGCAAGAUACGCCAUGGGCCAUCUCAUAA